UGUCAGACAGUGCCUGAAGUGUCCAGCUGGGUAUUUCUGCCCUAAUGGGACAAAUUACCCAAAUCCAUGUCCCUCAGGAACCUACAAUCCUCUUCUGGGACAAGAUGAAUUUUCAGACUGCAGAACCUGUCCUGCUGGGAGAGCUUGCACCCAAGCUGGCUUGGCUAAACCAGAUUCAGAGUGCAUGCCAGGGUAUGUUUGCCCAGUUGGCUCCUCCAGUCCCCAUGCACCCAGCAAUGCUUGCCCUCCAGGGACAUUCAGCAACCACUCUGACCUGUUUGAUAAAUCUCAGUGUGAAACCUGCCCAGAGAGAUUUGUUUGUACAAGAGGCUCUGGAGGGAAGCAAAAGCCACCAGCUCCAUGCCCAGCUGGUCACUAUUGCCCACCAGGAACCAAGCACCCAACGCAGUACAAGUGUGCAGCUGGAACAUGGAGCAACAUGACGGGACUAGCAACAGAAAACGAGUGUGUCUUGUGUCCUUCAGGUUGGUUCUGCAUGGCAGGUGCUCAUGCCCCUUCAGGAAGCUGCAGUGCAGGUCAUUUCUGCCCAGAAGGUACUCAGACAAGCACUCAGUUUCCGUGCCCAGCAGGAACCUAUAGUACCAGGCUUGGGAACAGUCAAAGAGAUGAUUGUGUGCCCUGCCCUGGCGGAGCCUACUGCCCAGAAGGAACUGCGAAGCCAACUCUCUGCCCACCGGGAAAGUAUUAUUCAGAGCAAGGGGCCAAAACAGUGGGUGACUGCCUCCUGUGCCCUGGAGGGUAUCAUUGUCCUAAUGUGGGCACCAUCAUUCCUCAUGCCUGUGGUGCUGGCAAAUUUUCAGAUCAUGGAUCCACCUCCUGCUCACCCUGCCUUGUUGGACAUUACUGUGCUGAGAGGAAUACCAGCAGGGAAGCUAUGUUGCUUACAAUGAUGUGCCCAGCAGGUUUGCUUUGCCCCAAAGGCCUGGCAGCUGCUCCAAAUGCCAGUGGCCAUGCUUGCCCAAGAGGUUACUAUUGCCCACAAGGUGAUGUUACUUCACAGGCUAAGCCAUGCCCAAAUGGGACUUACGGUGGUCAGAGAGGACUGGGUAGAGCUGACCAAUGCUUGCUAUGCCCAAUGGGCAUGUAUUGCUACAGAGAAGGGAGAGAACCUCAAGGGAUAUCUCAGCCAACUGGAGAUUGCCCUGCUGGAUAUGCUUGCCCUCCAGGGACUGGUUUCCCCUACUCUUUCCCAUGUCUGCCUGGCACCUACUGGGAUAAUUCCUCUAUGGAUGGAGGAGAGGUGUGCAAAUCAUGUCCAGCUGGAUUCUACUGUGAUUCUAUGGCUAUGAUCCAGCCCAAAAUAUGCCCACUGGCAUCCUAUUGUGCUGGUGGCAGCUCCCAACCUGAGCCAUGUCCAGAGGGUACCUAUGGCAACAAGAAGGGCUUGACAGGUCUUCAAGAGUGCAGUCCAUGCAGAUCAGGCUUCUACUGUGCGGCUCAUGGGCAGAAAGCCCCAAGUGGCCGUUGUGAGGCUGGUUUCUACUGCUGGAGCAGAGCUGUGUCACCACUGCCCACAGAUGGAGUGACUGGGAAUAUUUGCCCACCUGGAGCAUACUGCCCUCUUGGAUCAUCUGUACCCAUCCUGUGCCCUCCGGGAACUUACAGCAAUACUAGUGGACUGAAAAACCUGGAUCAAUGUUUGGACUGUCCCCCUGGGUUUUACUGUGAUGGGACCAAUACCCAAGCUCCCAAUGGACGUUGCAAACCUGGCUACUUCUGUACUGGAGCUGCCAAAACAGCCACCCAGAUGAUGGCAAAGGAAGGGCAUUAUACACUAGAAGGGGCUAUCCAACCUGAACCCUGCCCACCAGGGAGUUUCCAGCCCAGUCUGGCCCAAUCUGCCUGCAGGGAAUGUCCAGCGGGGAUGUUCUGCAGCCAGACUGGCACGGUGGAACCAUUGACUUGUCCCAAAGGACAUUAUUGUCCAGCCCAGAGUACUCUGCCUCUUCUUUGCCCAGUGGGGACUUAUUCUGACAUCUUAGGUGGCACUGGAAUUGCUAUUUGCAAAUUAUGUCCAGCAGGCAUGUACUGCAGCAAGUCAGGACUCAUGGCACCCGAAGGACCUUGCCAACCAGGGUAUUACUGCCUCCAGGGCUCGAGUAGUGCCUCCCCAGCUGGUCUCCCAUUUGGUGGUCCUUGUCCUGCAGGGCACUACUGCCCAGCUGGCACAAAGCAAUCCAGGGAGAAGCCCUGUCCAGUCGGGACAUGGAAUGAGCAGAAAGGAGGCCAGGAUUCCAGUUGGUGCUUACCUUGUCCACCUGGAUUCUUCUGCAGCAGCCCAGGCCGUGUUUCUCCAACGGGACCCUGUGCUCCAGGCUUUUACUGCAGGGGUGGGACACGAACAGCGAAGCCAGUGGACCGGGCAACCGGAGAACUGUGCCCUGAAGGUCAUUUCUGCCCUGUAGGUUCAGCAGUGCCAUCGCCAUGCCGAGAUGGGGAGUACACUGCAAUAACAGGUCGGGACGAAUGUUUCCCCUGCCCAGCUGGCCUUUACUGUAAACAUGGUGUAAGAUACCACUGUCCAGCUGGAUUUUACUGCCCACCAAAGACAGGAGUUUCCAUCCCUCCCUGCCCUCCUGGAACGUACAAUCCAUCCUCUGGCACUGACCGAGUUGAGAGAUGUCUACUGUGCCCUGCGGGGAUGUUCUGCGGCGAAUGGGGAUUGUCAUCUCCCACUGGCCCCUGCCUCCCAGGAUUCUUCUGCAGUACAGGCUCCAGUGUCCCAAACCCUGAUGGAUCCAUCAACACAAGUGAUGGUGGUCCUUGCCCUCCAGGACACUUUUGCCCAACUGGCACUAGAAUCCCUCUGCCUUGCCCAGCAGGAACCUUCUCAGACAGACUAUAUCUCUCCCUUGAGACAAGCUGCAUUGCAUGUCCACCUGGUCAUUACUGCCUCUCCGCUGGUCUCACGGCUCCUUCCGGACCCUGUUCUGCUGGCUACUACUGCUUACCUGGGGCUACCUCACCUUCCCCUACAGAACAUGGGGGGCCUUGCCCCAUGGGCCACUUUUGUCCAGAGGGGACCAGUCACCCACUUCCCUGCCCCGUGGGAACCUAUAACAACCUCACGAGGCAACCUGCUUGCUUCCCAUGUGCAGCUGGUUACUACUGCCCUGAAAACACCACAGACUACAGUGGGUUUGCAUGCCCACCUGGCUUCUACUGUCCUGAAGGAACUAGGUUUGCAACUGAGUUUCCCUGCCCAAGGGGUUAUUACAACCCAGAUCCUAUGACCCAGAGCCUGGAUAGCUGUCUACCCUGCCUCCCAGGACACUACUGUGGAAAGGAAAACUUAACAACCGUGUCAGGGAAGUGUGAUGCAGGCUGGUUCUGUAUCUCUGCUGCCUGGACCCCACAGCCCUUUGAUCUGGACAACUACACAAAUGGCAACUGUCUUUGCCCAGCCACAGCCACUGGAGCGAAAUGUUCCCCUGGGUCUUAUUGCCCGGAAGGCAGCCCUGAGCCCAUUCUCUGUCCUCCGGGGUUUUACUGCAAUGCACCAGGUCUGUCUGCUCCAAGUGGGGAAUGCGCUUCUGGAUUUUAUUGUACAGGUGGAUCAUCUGCUCCCAAGCCAACUGAUGGAGUUACGGGCAACAUCUGUCCUCAAGGGACUUACUGCUCUGUGGGGUCUCCAUCACCGACUUCAUGUCCAACUGGCACCUUCUCAAACUUGUUAGGGAGAAGUAUGGUUUCAGACUGCCAGCUCUGUCCCUCUGGGUUUUACUGUGAAGGAUCGGGAUUGAAAGCCCCCACUGGAGAAUGCUGGGAAGGCUAUUACUGUGAGAACCAGCAAGGACCCAUCAGUGACUUCACCCUCUAUCCUUGCCCACAGGGUUAUUACUGCCCACCGGGCACACAAAGGUCUACACAAUACAGCUGCCCCUCGGGGACAUUUGGACCCAAGCAGAGGCUAAAGGACAUCCAGGAAUGUCAACUCUGCCCAUCAGGAAAAUUUUGUUCAUCUCCUGGUUUGGCAGCUCCAACAGGGGACUGCUCUGCUGGGUAUUGGUGCAAGAGAGCUGCUCAGAUUCAAAAUCCAACAGAUGGUGUGUCUGGACGUCUUUGCCCUCCUGGACACUACUGUCUUUCAGGAACUCUCACUCCAUCUGCCUGCCCACGUGGAACUUGGUCUGGUAAUGAAGGGAAUCAAAACCUCCAGAAUUGCCAGCCCUGUCCUGGAGGACAUUAUUGCAAUGGUACUGGUCUUGCAGGCCCGUCAGGAUUCUGUGCAGCAGGGUUUUAUUGCAUUGCAGGAGCUAUCACUUCUACUCCCACAGAUGGAAUUUCAGGUGCUCCAUGUCCUGUGGGCCAUUUCUGUCCCUUUGGUAGUGAUCGGCCCACUCCCUGCCCCCUUGGUUUCUACAUGGCUGAGACACAUGGAGAAGAAUGGUGUCACACCUGUCCAGAGGGGAAGUAUUGUAUCCCUGGCCACUUGCCACAGCUGUGUCCCAAAGGCUUUUACUGCCCUGAAGGAACAGGCUUAAACUGGGAGCCUUGCCCCCCUGGAACUUAUGGUCCUAACCAAGGGGUCUCUCAUCAAACUGAAUGCAGAACAUGUGAUGGAGGGAGGUUCUGUAUGCAUCACAAUGCAACUGAUGUCACAGGACCAUGUUGGGAAGGGUAUUACUGCACCCAAGGAGCAGAUCAACCUAAUCCUGACACCCACCUUAAUGGUGAUGCUGGUCCAUGUCCUUUUGGCCACUACUGUCCAAGAGGUACAGCUAUUCCACAGCGGUGCCCGGUAGGAACAUUUGGUGCUAGGACCAAGCUUAGCUCUAAGGAUGAGUGCACCCAUUGCCUCCCCGGUCACUACUGUGACACUCCUGGCUUGACAACUGUGAGGGGACCUUGUGAAGAAGGCUUCUACUGCACCCUGGGCUCCAUGGUUCCUGAUCCACCAAUUCUGGACCAUAGUGGAGGCCCAUGUCCUACAGGUUAUUUUUGUCCCCAAGGCACAGCUGUUCCACUGGCAUGCCCGCCUGGGCAAUACAAUCCUUUGCCAAGGCAAGGCAGCUGCCUCACCUGCCCUUCUGGGCCAUUACUGUGCCCUGCCAGGUCACCCUCAUGUCACAGGCCCUUGUUCAGCUGGAUACUAUUGCACCACAGGAUCAUCCACCCCAACGCCUACAGAUGAACCAGUUGGAAAUGUAUGCCCCAAAGGCCAUUAUUGCUCACAAGGGUCUGCUAUGCCCCAGCCUUGUCCCCGUGGUUUCUAC
Sceloporus undulatus (fence lizard) is the source of this 5237-nucleotide messenger RNA. RefSeq names its product neurogenic locus notch homolog protein 4-like. NCBI's taxonomy places the organism in Eukaryota, Metazoa, Chordata, Lepidosauria, Squamata, Phrynosomatidae. The coding region runs from base 185 to 5155 and encodes 1656 amino acids. The transcript is spliced from 33 exons. The record is from RefSeq and is a predicted model, not a curated record.